GCAUAUCUGAUUGUAACCGUAAACUAGCAAUACAAAUGCCACAUCAGUACACAAAAAGUAGAAAGAGGUUUGAAUGUUAGAGCUUAGAGUUUAUAGCUGAACAACAAGUAUUAAUGGUGACAUUAUGUAGAGUUAGCUAGCUUCACCUUUCAAGAUUAUUAAUUAAAGGGUAUGCAGUAAUCCUUUAGCUAUAGAUACAUCUGGAGGUCCUGACAAUAAUAUUUAACAAGAUUUACAUUUUAGAGGGGAUCAGAAGUUUAUAAACAUCUGGAAAACAAUAGUGAAGUAAGAAAUUGCCCAUUAGUUACAUGAAGAAUAUGCUAAAUAGAUGUCAGAAAUAAGCAGCGAUAUCAUAAUAUUUUAAAAGAUAAUUUGAU
Molecule: messenger RNA, 377 nt
Organism: Paramecium octaurelia
Lineage: Eukaryota; Ciliophora; Oligohymenophorea; Peniculida; Parameciidae
Source: the annotation of a GenBank genome assembly